AACAUAAAUAUGUUGUUUCUAUUUUAGAUCAAAAGAUUAAAUAUCUUCAUUGGGCGAAUGACAGAUUCAACGACACAAGCCCUUCUUCCUCAUCUUGAUGUGAUGGAUAAGCUUGGUUUGGUAUCUUGGUCCAAUGACAUGAACCUGAACCCCUACAUGGAAAAUAUAUCCAGGAAAAUAAUGGAUCGGCAAAACAAAAUACAGCUUGAUAUAAAUGCACCACUGGAUGAGAGUGCUACACACUGGUUAGCCCGGUGUCUUUCUAAUGUGAGUCACUUAACAAUAAGUGAGGACAAACUUUCUGCACAAAAUUGUAUCAUCUUACAUGAAGCUGUUGAACGACUAACAAACCCACAAGAUUUGACAGUGAAUGACAUCAAUGGUGAUCGAUGGUCAAAGUAUUGGGGAUUGCAUUGGAAUCAACCAGAUGGUGUAAUGCAAAUCUUACACCUUCCGCCUGGAAAAAUAAAAAGAUUAAGUAUCUUCAAUGCGUGGAUGAAAGAUUCAACGACGCAAGCCCUUCUUCCUCAUCUUGAUGUGAUGGAUAAGCUUAGUUUGGGAUCUGUGUUCAAUGACAUGAACCUGAACCCCUACAUGGAAGAUAUAUCCAGGAAAAUAAUGGAUCGGCAAAACAAGAUACAAAUAUGGAUGGAGGGUCCUGCAGUCAAACAUGUAAGACCAUUGUUCCAAUGUCUUGAUAAAAUAUCGAAACUAUAUCUUGAUAUGAGACAUCUUACAAGUGAAGAUAAUCGUUUACUGGAAGAAGCAAUUCAACGAUUACAUUCUCCACAGGAUUUUGUCUUGGAGGAAAUAGCUGAUGCAGAUGCUGAUUGGAAUCAGUAUUCGGCUCAGUAUUUAAACUUUUGGCAGCAUGACUUGAUUUUUACAUUCCCCCCUAUUUCUAUAUUUCCCCAACAUUAUAACAUAUGAAUUAUAUUUAAAGGCAAAUGUUCAAAAAAUUCUGAUGGAACAAAAUUUAUUUCAAACAAAAUCAUUAAAUUUUAGUUGCAUAUUCCAACAGUUCUUUUAAUUUCAUUCAUCCCUUUCAUAAAGUAACAAACUUUACUGUGUUUAUACCAACAUAAGAUAUCAACGCACAUCUAUGAUAGAAAACCAUGAAACAUCAUGUGUGCAACAAAAUAUGUGUCUAAUUAUCAAUGUGCACAUGAACAUUCCAUUCACCCCUCUGCAUUCACUCUUGCAAAAUCUAUUCACCCAGUUAAGAAUACUGUUGUAUAUUAAGAUCAUAGUGACCACUGAGUUGUUCAUUAAGUUUUAAAACUGAUGAAAGAAAUGAUUUAUUUUUAUCUUCCCUUGAUUCAAUGUUUAACCAUCCAUUGUUUUAUUUGAUGAUGUCAUAAUCACCAUUAUCCCACAUGAUUAUGUAUCAACAAUCACAUUGUGAUGGAACAAAAAUGACUUUGAUUAAUUUGCACUCUCUCUCUUGUUGUUCUAUGCCACGUUAUUCAGUUUCCUUGUGUUGCUUUGCCAGUUAUAAUGUAGUUAAGUCAGUGUAUGCGUUUAGUUUGUCUUUAAUUACUUUUAAUUGUUUGUUUUUAUGUAGGAUUAUCAAACUAUGUAAUUACGUAUAAGUUCGUUUUACCCAUACAUUAGCAACCAAUCGUUUCACUUACUUCUUCAAUUAUUUCGUUUAGUUUUUUUAAUUCCUUUUGACCGUUUGUUUUCACGUAGGUUGCUGUCGAGCAAUAGUUACAUAAAAUGUUCCAAGCCUUAUUUAAUAAAUCAGCCACUGAUCGUUUCAUAUACUCCCCCAAAGUUCAAUUAUUUCGUUGGUGUUUUGUUUAUUUUUGAUAAAACUUUUAAUGAAUAUCAUGUUUGUAGCGUGUUAACCACCGAUAUUAUAUUCCCGUGCUUACCGUAUAUUAUUUCAUAUAAAUUCCCUUGUAUUUAGAUGUGUUUGUAGCAGCUUUAUCACUUGCACCAAUAUAUCAUUUUAAAGAUUGUAAUUUUUAUUUAGAUUUUUUUCUUCUUUAUAAUUCACGUUAUCGCCUGGAUCUUUGGUUUGUUUCUUAUAAUCUUAGUUUUUUCUUCC
Ciona intestinalis (vase tunicate) is the source of this 2053-nucleotide messenger RNA. Lineage: Eukaryota; Metazoa; Chordata; Ascidiacea; Phlebobranchia; Cionidae. The record is from RefSeq and is a predicted model, not a curated record.